AUGUUGUGGCACGCCCAAUCCCCCUCACUUUCACCACUCGCCAUAACCAUUAUAUCGGCUGCAGCAGUGAACUUCCUAGCCGUCUUUGUACACUUCUAUGUCAUCUUUUACCCGGAGAAAUCUUAUACAUACGCAGGCGGAGACCACCCUCGUGAACUCCUCGAUGAUGUUCCACUGGUCAACAUGGCGUUUCAUGAUGACCCCCGCUAUUUCGGCUUGAACGCCCAUAAUUCGUCAGUGGAGUGGAACAGUCUCCUACCAGCAGGCGGCGGGAUCGUCUUCAUGGGGGAUAACGGCACUCCAUACGAUGUAUCAAUGUGGCACCAGCUCCGUUGCCUGAACUCCAUUAGAAGGACUUUGAUAGGGGAGGCCGACGAUUAUAAGCAUGCAGAGCAUUGCUUUCAUUACCUUCGACAAGCUAUCCUUUGCUCUGCAGACCUUACGCUCGAACCAUUGCCUCCAAACUCCACUCAGAUCCCCUCCUACCAAGAAGCACAGGCGCCUGGACCCGCGAUUGUUCAUACGUGCAAGAACUGGCGACAGAUAUACCACUCCACAGAAGAGUUAAGCUCAAGAUCGUCAACUUCCGACAAGCAGGCCCCCUUGAGCGGAGACGCUGCAUCUGCUGGGCAUUAA
Messenger RNA from Pleurotus ostreatus (oyster mushroom), 636 nucleotides. RefSeq lists its product as uncharacterized. The transcript has 4 exons. Gene Ontology annotation, biological process: mycotoxin biosynthetic process. Lineage: Eukaryota; Fungi; Basidiomycota; Agaricomycetes; Agaricales; Pleurotaceae. The record is from RefSeq and is a predicted model, not a curated record. The coding region runs from base 1 to 636 and encodes 211 amino acids.